AAGUGGUGUAGUACCAAGUAACCUCAACUUAUCAACAUCGUGCGAGUGUUUUCUCUUUCAUCUGCAUGUGGUAGAUAAUUUUAUUGCAAAGCAGCAACAUUACAAUUUUUUUUUGCGCUCACCAAAUAGAAAAUAAAUAUAUAAGUAACUCUGGAACGUGUUAAGCAUUUAAGUGAACACAUUGUGCUCUUUGGUUGGUUUUCCACACACAAUAACCGAUUGAAGUUUAAGAACAGUCUUAAAUAUGCGGCCAAAAUAAUAAAAAAUUCUCGCAAUAGCUGACUGAAAGCAGCGAUCAAUUUUCAAAUUGAAACAUUGCAUCGAUUUGUGUUUGUUUGCGUGUGAGGAGGAGAGAGAGUUUAUAAUUUUUAUAAUUUUGAAUUCGGCGAACUCGGAAUUUCCAACAUUCAUACAGCAUUUUUUUACUGCGUUUACUCGAUUUAUAAAUCCGUCGUCGUUGUCUACUAUAAUCAUUCGUUCUUUCUCUUUUUUUCCUACCUUGCUCACAAACGCGCGCGUCUAAUUUUGUAUACACAAAAUAAAUAAAGAAAAUCAACGAAAAACACAAUUUUUAGUUGGCAUUCGAUCAUAAAAGAAGAAUCGUUGUUCAUUUUUGUUUUUUUGUUCCCAUUGCGAGUGUAAGCGAAUAAAAGUGGCCAAAUUGAAUUGUGUAAAUAGUAUUCGAUAUACAGUGCAUUUUCACGUGAAUUAAUGGGACCUAAAAUGCCAACCGUAUCGCUGGUCUGUUAUAUGAAAGAUAAACAGACGGACGGUGACGUUUCGUCGGCAAUUCGAAACACAUUGUCGGCAUCUUUGAAUAAUGGAACACAUAACGGGCUAAAUUCAUUGUCUGGCGAUCCAAAUAGCCUUCAAAAUCAAUUGGUCGCAUCAUCAAAACUAGCAUUAAUCUCACCCGUCGACUAUGAGGAAGUGAACAAUUUCAAUAAUCCCGUCCAAGAUCUUAAAUCAAAAUAUAUUGUGUUGAAACCACAAUCAUCGUCGUCCGGAUCUAAUGCAUCGUCAACAAUCACAUCAAAUGGUUCAAGUGCCACCAAUGGUAAAAUUCUGGUCAAUGGAUCUGCCACAGAUAAAUCCAGCAAUGGAACAGCUACCGAUAAAAAGGGAGCCGAAUUACCAACACCAAAACAUAUUUUAUAUUCACGUGAAAAGGUUAAAAUCGGAUGGAAGGGUACGGAUCGAAAAUGGGCGCCAGGAGCUGGUAUGAUAAAUGUUGGUAACACUUGUUACUUAAAUUCAACAUUGCAAGCAUUAUUUCAUGUGCCUGCAUUUGCCAAUUGGCUUAUGUCCGACUAUAUGCAUCGGGAAACAUGCGAAGAAAAAACUGGAGUUCAGGGUGGAUGCAUCAUAUGUGCAAUGUCGAAAACGUUGAUGACUUCACAACAGAGCAAUGGCUCGGCAAUUAAACCGUAUUUGGUCUAUAGCAAAUUAAGAAUAGUAUGUAAGCAUCUUGUACUAGGUCAACAGGAGGAUGCGCAUGAAUUUCUGCGCUAUUUAAUGGAAGCAAUGGAAAAAGCGUAUCUGUCACGAAUUCAAAAAAGUUCACAAUUAGAUCAAUACAGUAAAGAGACGACGCCAAUCAAUCAAAUAUUGGGCGGCUACCUCAAGACAUCCGUACGAUGUUUAUCGUGUGGCCACGAAUCGGUUACAUUUCAACAUUUCGAAGAUUUACUAUUGGACAUACGAAAAGCAAAUACAUUAGAAGAAGCAUUAGAUUUAUAUUUUGCACGUGAACGUUUAGAAGAUAUGGGCUAUAAAUGUGAAGCGUGCAAGAAAAAAGUAUCGGCAACAAAACAAUUUUCACUGGAACGAGCACCAAUAUCGUUGUGCAUACAGUUGAAACGUUUCUCAAUUGUUGGCAAUAAGCUUAACAAACACAUUGCAAUUCGGCAACAUUUGAAUUUUUCAAAGUAUUCAUCGCGAAAAAAUUCCAACGAAACACUUCAUUAUCGUUUAGUAUCAAUGGUUACACAUUUGGGUGCAUCACAACAUUGUGGCCAUUAUACAGCAAUCGGUCUAACCGAAACCGGCAGCUAUUAUCAAUUUGAUGAUAGUUAUGUUCGUCAAAUUCCCGUAUCAAAUGUGUUGAACACAAAUGCCUACAUCAUAUUCUAUGAGCUCGAUACAAAUGGCGACAAAGGCUAUACGCUCGGCACGCUCGCCGAUAGCAAUCGAUUGAAUGCAAACGACGAACGAAUUUCACGCACUUUUAUUGACACAAAAGAAACAUCAACGUCAAGAAAUAAUAUAACGACAACAGUGACAAGUGGCAGUAGCAAUACAACAACAAAACCAUUCAUUGGACCGAUGCUUCCAAGCAAAUUGAACACAGAAACCAAUUCAGACAGUUCACAUACCUCAUACGCCAAUGAUAAUACAAUGAAUGAGUCAAUUUCAUCAAAUAAUAAAACCACCACAAAUAAUCAUAAGAAAAUUGAAUAUAAUAGCCCAUACACUAAAUUGACAAGCAAUGGUGCUAGAUAUGUUACCAAUCAUACCAAUCACGGUUCGGAGCAUAAAAACGGUUCCGAUGAUCACAACACCGAAACGUCUGCCAAUAGCAAUUAUGUACAAAACAAUGGAUACCUGCACAGUUCCAAUUCGAAUAGCAAGGGUGGCAGCGGCGGCAGCGGCGAUUGGACAGACGAAGACGAUGACAUUGAUAAUGUUGAUUUUAAUGGUGAUGACCACAACGAUAAUAAAAAUCGACAAAAUAAAUUUUCAUUAUCGGUAAAAUCUGAUAGUAAUUGGCGUACACACAAAGAAACACUGCCUAGCAUGCCGAAAUUGGAAACGAAUGAAACCACCAAUCAUAGCGAUAAACACUUAGAUAGCAAUACAUUUAAGGCACGACCACUUGCAAAUGGUACGUCCAAACCGCAGACUUAUACAAAUGGCAAAGCAGGCCGAUCGAAUGGCAAUGAAACGGACACCAACUCAUCGGAUGAUGACGAUGAUGCGGAUAAAAAUGGUUCAAUUGUGAAAAAGAACACAAAAAAUACGCUCAAAUCGAUAAAUUCAACGCCAGUUUUGCUUGUAAAUGGUACCAAUAAAUUCACAUCGAAACGUUUGGUUCCGUACGAUGACUCAGAAUAUGACAGUGGCCCCGAAUCGCCGCCCGAAGUCAAAACGAAAGCUGGAACUUUCACAGUGACAACAAUAAAUACACCACCAGUCGUAUCAUCGUUUCUCAAAAAUUCCGUUGAACGAUCACAAUCAAAAACACCGUCACCAGCCAGAAUCGUUGUUCAAAAUCAUGGGCUAUCAAACGGAGCAAAACUGUUGUGCAAUCGACGUGAAAGUGAUAGUAAUAUGGUUGUUAAAACGGCCGCCUCUACAGUUAAUUCAAAUAAACGACCGAACGAAUGGCAUGGAAACGAAACCACACACAAACUCAUGAAAUUCAGCCAUCGUGGAUACGGUGCUUCGGUGUCAUCGUGGAACGGUCAAAAAAGUACAAUGGAAAAAGAGGUGGAUGAAGAUAAGAAUGAAGAAUUGAAGCGUCAAACAUUGAAUGCCGGCGAUGCCGAAAUGGAUCGCGGACAUAAGAAGAAAUUAGGUUCAAAAUUGGUAUUUGGCCGUGACAAUCCUGGCUACAAUCCAUUCCAAGAGCAUCAAAAUCAACGAAAUCAAUGGACUGUUUCGAACGGUAAUAAUCCAACGGCACGACCAUUUAAACCACAAACAUACCGACAAAAUCCAAAACAUAAAUUCCAUAAACACAAUCGAAAUGGAAACAAUGGCAAUCGUCAUUUUGGAAAUGGUUACAGACAACACAAUUUCAAUCGACAACAAAACAAAUAAGUACCCGUUUCCUUUUACCCGUCCCACUACAGCAUUGGCCAGUGAGUGACUGCUAUUAUUAGAUAGAUAGACAGAGAGCGAGAGAGAGAGAGAGAGAGAGAGAGAGAAAGAAAGAGAGAAGAAAACACAACAUAGAUUUUUUUUACGCAAAGAAGCGAAGAGAACAUCAAUUCAUUUUCAAAAUGCCGAUCGUAACAAUGAUUUGUUGAAUUCUAAGUCUUGCGAAACAAAUAAUAAGAAGAAGAAGAAAGAAGAAAAACGAAGAAAUUACCACAGAAUGAUAAAUAUACCCAAUUUAGUUAGAUAGACCGAUGCAUUUCAAUUAUAUGUCCCCGACAAUUGCAUUUAGUUUAUUCGAUUAGCAAAGUUUCACACACAAACAAACUCAUACACACAUACAAACAAACUAAUCAAUGUAAUUAAAGAAAUCAUAAGGUACAAGAAUUUCUACGGUAUGACGAAUACUUCUAGACAAAAUGAAAUUAAAAAAAAAACAUAUUUUACCGUAACAUUCAAAUAAACCAACAUUUUCAUUAAAAGAAGA
This is a messenger RNA of Contarinia nasturtii (swede midge), 4366 nucleotides long. RefSeq names its product ubiquitin carboxyl-terminal hydrolase 36 (gene scny). The transcript has 5 exons. Gene Ontology annotation, molecular function: cysteine-type deubiquitinase activity; cysteine-type endopeptidase activity. The record is from RefSeq and is a predicted model, not a curated record. Gene Ontology annotation, cellular component: nucleus; cytosol. Bases 712 to 3822 code for a protein of 1036 amino acids. Lineage: Eukaryota; Metazoa; Arthropoda; Insecta; Diptera; Cecidomyiidae. Gene Ontology annotation, biological process: protein deubiquitination; regulation of apoptotic process.